AUGAGUUCCCCGGUGAACGAGAGGAUUCGAAACGGCAACAUCCCCGAUUCUUUAGAAGAGGCGAAACCGUCUGGCCCAGGACGAAGAGAUAGGCCACGACGUAGCUACUUUCGCUGGCUUCUAGCUCUCGUUGCGAGACUCUGCAUCUGGUAUACUGUCCUCACGCCGUUCCUCCGCUGUCCAUCUGAUAUAUCGGCCCUGGAUGAUUCUUCUCCUCGUGUUUGCAAGCCAUAUCUGAUUACGCGCUCGUACGUCGAUCCUCAUGUCGACCGAUAUUACCAAGCCUAUGCUGCACCUUACGUUGAGCGAGCGCGCCCCUAUACUUCGGUCCUCAACGAGCGCGUAUAUACCCCUGCUUCGAGAAUCGCGAAACAUGGGUAUGAAACGUACGGCGCUCCAGCCAUCGCACAAGCUGGAGAAUACGGUCAGCAAAAAUGGGAGGUGGUGGCGGUGCCACAACUGAUGUCGAUUCAGGCCUCAGCACAUACUCUCUAUAAGGACAAGCUGGAUCCUUACGUGCAGCAAGUCCUAGACGUUGUAACCCCAUAUACUGAAACCAUUUCAAAUCAAGCCACCGAUAUUCACAAUGGAUACAUUCUUCCCUCAUAUAUUCGUUCAAAGCCCUUAAUUGUAAGGGCUUAUUCGUCCAGUCGGGAUGUUCUUACUCGGACUGUGAUUCCGUUAGCCCACCAAGGAUGGUCCACCCUGGCUAUCUUCGUCAAAGGCAGUCUGCUGCCUACUGUUACUGGACUGUAUAGCGAGAAUGUGGAGCCGCAGCUCGUUAAAAUUGGAGAAAGAUUGGCUUCGUACCGCGAAGGUAAAAAGCUCAGGACUGUCGUUGAUGAAUAUGAAAGCUCCACCGAAUAUUUCGUUACAGGAGCGGCCACGCCUACAGCGAGUACUGUUAGCGAGCCGCAGACAACAGCUGCCACAACAUCUACAACAAAAAGUGCUGAGGCCACGCAAUCUUCCCUUACUCUCGAGCAACGAGUUGAAACUGCCAGGGAACAGAUCGCUUCUGAUCUACUUAUCUGGCAACAGAAGUUCGCCAUGGCUGCUGACAAGGGAGUUGAUGAUCUGGGAGAUCGAGUGUCACAUAUUGUGAACAGCCAACUCGAGAGCGGGGCCAAAACGCAUGGGGAGGCCUUGAUCGAAGCCUUGCACACUGUCCAACAGCACGAAAUUUUGAGGAUUAAAGAACACAUCAAUGAAAUCAUCCAACAGCUUCCUCCAUAUGACGCUCCUUAUGAAGAGGAGAAGGCAAAUGAGGAUCUUUUACACUUUAUACGUUUAGUGGGGACUGAAAUCAGAGAUCGUGCCCAUGCUCUUAGGGAAUGGUAUAAUACCUUCGAAAAGGAACUUGAUCGAAGAGUAACGGCCGCCGCAGAUUCCACGCUAGAAGUGUUGGACAGCAUUCGUGAUCUUGGGCUGCAGGAAAUUGGUAUACGAUGGGCCGUGAUGGAUGAAGUUACUUACAAGGAUUGGGCAAAAUACCAUGCUCUUAAGAAGCAGUUUGAUAAAUGGAGGGGCGAGGUUUACGAGGCUGGUCUCAAACACGCAAAGGUAGAGGAGGCCAAGAUUAUUGCAGAGGACAUCCUUUCUAGGGGCAUGACCACUGCUGAGGAUGCCGCUAAGGAGCUAUCGCGGCUCAAAGAAGUUGGAAAAUGGAAGAUCCAGGCAAGGGAAGUUAGCGAGGAUUUCGAGACCAGGACUGAACCACCUCCAGCUUUAGUGAGACCUGAGGAGGACAACGUAGAAGAAGAAUCUCUCUCAGAGUCUAUAUCCAUCGACGACCCAGAGAUGAGUGGUGCAUCUUCUGCCGCACCAUCUGCAACCUUUGAAGAGGUCGAAACCGAGUUUGACAAAACAACCACAGUACGAAUAGAGCUAGCAGAUGUGACACCUGAAGUUCCUACCGGCGCAACAGCCGAUCGCUUUGAAGAUGAAAACGAGCCCGAAGUAGCAGAAGCUUUGGGGGAGAAGGAUGAUGUCCGAAGCAGUGACAGUAAAGUUUGGGGAGGUGUUGCGGCUCAGGUUGUGACAAAUCAAGUACCUAUACUUGAUGAUGACCAAGAACACAGAUUCUCCGAGCAGAUGGUAAGUCUUGCCAGCGAGGCCAGCGAACGGUACGCGGAGGCUACAAAAGCAGCCAGUGAAGCCUUAUUUGCUCAGGCCACCACAUCCAGCGUAGGAGAUCAGGCAGCUUCGGUGGUCCGCGAUCAAUACUCCAGUGCAGUGGAAGCUGCUUCAAGCAUAUUGUAUGGGACGACGCCAUCCGUCGGCGAGCAGUUUGCGAUUGCUGCUUCUGAGAGAUAUGAACAGGCUGUUGCGGCGGCCUCUUCGGCUUUUUACAACCUUCCCGUACCUGGUUCUCAAACUACAACCUCCGUUUUGGAAUCUAUAUCAUCUGUUGCCUCAUCACGCUUACAGGAGGGCCUCAGUAUUGCGUCCGCGCAGUUUUCCAAUUUGAAGGCCUCAAUAGCACCUACCCCUACAGCCACACAGAAUCCUAUUUUCCUUGAUGCUCAGCGCCGCUAUUACGAAGCCAUCGGACUUGCUCAUGACCAAUACUCAGCAUUCAUCUCCUCUGCGUCUGACGUAAUUUACGAGCCCGAACCUUCUCCCUCUCCAACGCCAUCCGUUAUCGACCCUCAGGGUCUUUUGGAAGAAGCUAUCAGCCAAUUUCACCAAGUCUCGGGCUUAGCAUCUUCGAGUCUAGCUGCUGUCGUUGCCUCCGCCAGCUCAGUAGCAGACAAAGGCGGUGAUUCUGCUCGCAGUGUCAUUGAUGAUGCCUUGUCGAAAUACAGCAACGCCAUGGCGGCGGCGUCGUCAUCAUUGUCUGUCGCUUCUGAAUCAGCCAGCUCGGCUAUCUUUGGAACACCAACGGGGACUUUCGAGUCAAUAACCAGCCAGGCCUCUGAACGCUGGCAGAGUAUGAUUUCACAAGCCAGUGAGCAGAUAUACGGCGCACCGACUCCCCUGGUACAACAGCUCUAUGACCAGCAAGUAUCUCGCUUUGAGGCCCUUGAAAGUUUCGUUUCCGAGCUUGUGGUUGGAAAAGAGCCUGCAUUUACAGAAAGCGUCAUGAGCAGACUCCGAUCCGCCUAUGAGACGCCUUAUCCCGCGGCUGCUCUUUCAUCAGCCUCAAGCUACGGAUCCGAAGCCUUUUCUUCUGCUUCUUCUCAUAUCACAGAUGUAGCUUCCCAUGUGGGUGACGGCGCGACCAACCUCCAGUCCGAGGCUAGCUCCGUUAUCAACAGUGCGGCAAGCAAGGUCAAAGAUGAAUUAUGA
Talaromyces atroroseus is the source of this 3291-nucleotide messenger RNA. RefSeq lists its product as hypothetical. The record is from RefSeq and is a predicted model, not a curated record. The transcript has 4 exons. NCBI's taxonomy places the organism in Eukaryota, Fungi, Ascomycota, Eurotiomycetes, Eurotiales, Trichocomaceae. Gene Ontology annotation, biological process: protein transport. The coding region runs from base 1 to 3291 and encodes 1096 amino acids.